Molecule: messenger RNA, 576 nt
Organism: Spinacia oleracea (spinach)
Lineage: Eukaryota; Viridiplantae; Streptophyta; Magnoliopsida; Caryophyllales; Amaranthaceae
Exons: 4
Coding region: 1-576 (191 amino acids)
Source: RefSeq, a predicted model, not a curated record
AUGCCUUGGGACAUCUACCAUCAAAUCACAGAGGAUGAUUGGAAAACAUUUAUGAUGGAACGAAACAAGCCGGAGAUGUUGGUUCGUAGAGAAAAAGCAAGUAAAAGUGCAUUACAAAACAAGCACCCACAUCGCACAGGCCAAAAGGGUUAUGUUAGAAAGAGACCAGAGUGGAUAAAUGAUGGGCGACUACCGCCAGAGGCAGCUUUAACCCUCUCAAGUGGCUCCUCCUCAGUGACCUCAUCACUCACCACAGCGCCAGAUAGAUUUAAGAAGUUUAGAUCAGUAGAGUGGAUCUUGGCUCAUCAAGUUAAAAACAAAGAGGGAAAGUGGGAAGUUGACCCGAAUGAUAAGGAAGCCGUAAAUAUUGCUAAGAUGGCUUUGGAGUACAUAGAAGAAGAGGGAAAAGGAAAUAUUUCUUUCACCCAGGGAGAAGAUGCCCUCACCAAGGCUAUGGGAAAAAAGGAUCACCGUGGGCGUGUCAAGGCAACAGGUGGAGUUAAUGUCGGUUACAAAGUUGCUUUCGGUCCAAUAGACCGAAAGCUUUGGCGAGAAGAGAGUUUGAAGAUCAAUUAG